Mesocestoides corti is the source of this 225-nucleotide messenger RNA. Lineage: Eukaryota; Metazoa; Platyhelminthes; Cestoda; Cyclophyllidea; Mesocestoididae. The record is from the annotation of a GenBank genome assembly.
AUGCUGAGUGAAUCACCCUGCCUUCAAGGCCUCAUAGGUCCUCAGAUGGGUCUCUCCACGUACAAUCAACGUCACCUUGGAUUUGGCCUUGAAUGCGUAAACACCCACCCCUACCUCCACCCGCCCCAACUCUGGGAUUGGACGAAUCGUCCAAUGCCUCUUCAACAUGCAUGUAUGCAGGAAGACAAGAGUUGGGUUAAUUUCACGGAUUACACACCACUGUAG